Molecule: messenger RNA, 3086 nt
Organism: Ictalurus furcatus (blue catfish)
Lineage: Eukaryota; Metazoa; Chordata; Actinopteri; Siluriformes; Ictaluridae
Product: early growth response protein 1
Exons: 3
Coding region: 1810-3072 (420 amino acids)
Biological process (GO): regulation of transcription by RNA polymerase II
Molecular function (GO): DNA-binding transcription factor activity, RNA polymerase II-specific; RNA polymerase II cis-regulatory region sequence-specific DNA binding
Source: RefSeq, a predicted model, not a curated record
AAAUAUAGCCUUUGGAGGGAACUGCCAAAAAGAAAAAUGGCUGCCGUGAAGUAAGGAGGAGCCUGAGCAGUGUCGCUGUCCAUGGUGUGAAACAUUCGUACACUCUUUGUACUGCAUUAUAGAUCUGGGACUAUUUGGGAUUCAGCCAUUGUUUAGCAAAACUGUGGUGUAGCCAAUAACGUCUCAUCAUUCAGCGUGAGUCCAUUUUAUGAAUUGUUAACCACUGGGUGGAUAAAUUAAUUUGGACUGGUAUUAGUAUUAGGGCUGGACAGUAUAUUGUAUGACUGUAUAUGGCACUGAUAUCGUGAUAAAUGAUGUCGCAGUACACUUGGAUAUCAUACAGUAUAUAUCUAUUUACUUUAUUUUUAGUACAAAUUGAUUGGAAGUAGCUGAAACUUGCAUUUUACAGAAUUUACUGAACUCUUUCAGUGUUAAACUUUUAUAUUUAUAAAUGUAAGUAUUAAUAAAGUCUUUUUUUUUUUUUUUAAAUGCAACACUACAGUUUUGCUGGAGGUUUCUUAGAAAACCUACAUGUAUCGUAGAGAUGUCUUUGAGAAUUGGAAUAUGAUGGUUUUGUCAUAUCACCCAUCCCCAAUUGGUCGUACAAGAUAAUAAUAAUAAGAAGAAGAAAAAGAAGCAGAAGAAGGAAAAGAAGCAGAAAUAUUACUACUAAAAUACUAUAAAAAAAAAAAAAGAAAAGAAAAUUGAAAUCAAAUGAAAUGAAAAGAGUAGUAGUACAAAAUAUCAUAUUAUAUAUUACUACUAGUAAUACAUGUUUGCCUCACACCUCCAGGGCUGGGGGUUCAAAUCCGAUCACCCUGUGUGCAUGGAGUUUGCAUGUUCUCCUGGUACUUUGGGGGUUUCCUCCAGGUACUCCGGUUUCCUCCCCCAGUCCAAAGACAUGCACUGAUUGGCAUCUCUAAAUUGUCCAUAGUGUGUGAAUGUGUGCAUUUGUGCCCUGCGAUGGUUGGCACCCUGCCCAGGGUGUCCCGAGUUCCCUGGGAUAGGCUCCAGGCUCCCUGAUGAUAUGCGGUAAGGAAAAUGGAUGGAUGGAUACUACUACUACUACUACUACUACUACUACUACUACUACUAAUAAUAAUAAUAAUUUUAAUAAUGAAGCCUAGUUAGUUCAAAACCUCACCAUGAUGGAAUUAAUGCUAUGUAUUUUUAAUGCAGUAUAUACUCACAUAGGCUAUUUCAGACUUCACUCGCAGAAAAUACUGAGUACUGAACUGUACCUUUUACUUUUUGCUCUUUUGUACCUUGUAGCCCAUCUUUCACCUGGAAAACGUGCAUUUAACUCCUAUACAAAGACUUCAGGUACAAAACUGUACUGCAAAGCUGUAAAGUUACCCCACAUGCACCUUUCUACUCAAAAGGGGAGGGGAAACCCCGUCACAUCCUCCGUGUCCAUAUAUGGGCAUGAAGAUGCCACGCAGCGGGGGAAUCCUCUCCCAGCACGCGGUGAAUGAGAGAGGGAGGGCCGAGCCGCGAGCUCGGGGGUAUAAAAAGCGGCUCUGGGUGAGAGGAGCGCAGCAACAGAUAGCGGAGGAACAUCCACCUGCGAGUCGCACACAUCUAGGACAUUAUAAAAAAAAAAAAAAGAAAAAAAAAGGGAAUUCCUGAUUAUUAUUCACUUUUUUAUUGUUUCUACCGGACCUCAAUCUAUUACGGACUUGACUGUCGCAGAGAAGAGACAUUUUGCAUUUCAUUUUUAUAUUUAUUUUCCAGUUUUUUUUUAAUCUUUGGACCGGAUCUCCAAAUAUCCUCGUUUGAUUUUUUGGGGGGUUUUUUUUUCGGGAAAAGAUGCUCAACAACGUCGAUUUGAACUCUCAGGACUCGUUUUACCCUCAGUUUGACACCUGUAACGACUCAGCCAUCGGGAUGAUGGACACUAAGGAGCAUCAGGAUGUCUUUAUGGACGCUGAGCGCACAGCACCUACUCAGUUUGCACACGAUACAACAGUCACUCCCAAAACGGAGCCCACCAGCGCGGACCAAUACUCCUCCUGUCACGGCCCUAAGGGAAGCUACGACGCCUCGCUGUCCUACUCGGGCAGUUUCUACGUGGAGGCGUGUCAGGGCGCCCCCUGCAGCGCAGAAACGCUGCUCAACAUGAUCACCGAGAUCGUGGGCAUCUCCGCGGGCCCACUUCCAGAAGCGCAGCAGCAGCAGCAGCAGCAGCAACAACAACAAAGCGACACGAGUGCACCCCAAGAUCCUCCGUCUUCUGAGCCUGGGACCUUCCCUGUGGUCGUGAAAAGUGAGUUUGAGAACACUGGAGGCUGUUAUUACGAGUGGAACACCUUCGGGAAAACUGACAGCUAUGGGUUUCCAACAUCUGGCGACUUUUCAUCCGAGCAGCAUCAGCAUCAGCAUCAGCAUCAUCAAGUGGAUAUGAAAGAUCUGCUGGACUCGCUGUCCAACCCUGACAUGGAGUUCAAGGUGGAAGCCGGAAUUAAACAGGAGCAAGGCUUCGGUGAUGCUUGUGGCCAGAGUUUUGGUGCGUCUGCGUUUAACUACUCUGUCAUGGACGCACCAUCAAACAGCCUCCUGAAACCCGGCGUGUUCCCAAACUUCCAGCCCAUCCCUGCUCCGGGACAGUGCGAGCCUCCGACCUACGCGACCUCCACCAUCGACUCGCUCCUGUACUCCACUCUGCUUCCCCCGGAGCCGUUGGCACCGAGCCGCGCACGCGCACCGAAGCGCAAGAACAGCGCCGCCGCCUCCGCUUCUUCCUCCACCGCUAAAGAGAAGCCCUUCACGUGUCCGAUGGGCUCCUGCGACCGGCGCUUUUCUCGCUCGGAUGAGCUCAACCGGCACAUCCGCAUCCACACGGGCCACAAGCCGUUCCGGUGCCGCGUGUGCGCGCGCAGCUUCAGCCGCAGCGACCACCUCACCACGCACACGCGCACGCACACCGGCGAGAAGCCGUUCGCGUGCGACGUGUGCGGGAAGAGGUUUGCGCGCAGCGAUGAGCGCAAGCGGCACGGCCGUGUGCACCUCCGGCACAAGGAGAAGACGCAAGAGCUCGGCGCCUGGCCCUUCGCCCUCCCGGAGGCCAUCUGAAUAACGUGUGAAAC